Messenger RNA from Cydia amplana, 837 nucleotides. Its product is annotated as phospholipase A1 member A-like. The record is from RefSeq and is a predicted model, not a curated record. Gene Ontology annotation, biological process: lipid catabolic process. Gene Ontology annotation, molecular function: lipase activity. NCBI's taxonomy places the organism in Eukaryota, Metazoa, Arthropoda, Insecta, Lepidoptera, Tortricidae. The transcript is spliced from 4 exons. The coding region runs from base 1 to 837 and encodes 278 amino acids.
AUGGCAGUAGAAUAUUCUCGAAUAGACGAAGGUUACCCCCAAGGAUUGUUGCCACAUUGUCCAGGCUCAUGGAAACCGGCCGUUAUCAAACCGGAAACGCUGAAAAAACUCUACAUAUCAGUAUAUGGAGACAAUCGCAAACUUCUGGGAUCAUACGACUACUACCAUAUAGACAGCUUAGCCAAGAAUCCUGGGAUCGACUUCAGGAAAAAGACUGUCUUGUGGAACGGUGGAUAUCUAGACUCAAAUGCUUGGGGUACCCCUAAAAAUUUGGGUAUGGGUUAUAUAGCGCGUGGAUACAAUUUUCUAUCUUUGGACACGCUUUACUUUACUACUGUGCACUAUCCCCAAGCCGCACGCUUUGCACCCACAGUUGGCAGGCAUACAGCUGAGAUGUUAGUUAAGUUAACAGCUCAUGGCUUAGAUGCAAAAAAAUUGGAGCUCGUCGGUAUGAGCCUCGGCGCCCAAACUAUGAGCUUCAUAGCCAAGAGUUUUCGAUUCAUGACCGGCCGGAACAUCUCCUUACUUACCACUCUGGACCCUGCUGGAGUCUGCUUCAGGCAACUAGGGCCUGAUCGGAGACUAGACAGAUCUGAUGCCGAUUUCGUCAUCAGCAUUAUUACAAACAUGAACAUAGCUGGUAUAGGAUACCAUAUCUCCCAUCUGACAUUUUACGUGAACGGAGGAGAAUUCCAACCAGGGCAUAUAGCCUGGAUCCCUUGUGAUUACAUUUGCAGUCACUUUAGAGCUUAUCUACUAUGGAUAUCGGCAUUGUUAUAUCCUGGUGACUACAUAGGUGUGCAAUGUGAUACCGUGCAACAAGCUAUAGAUGGUUGA